UACCCUGUUUUUCGCCAGUGGACAUACCGUCACUGGACACCUCAAUUAGACCGAAAAUGGAAGACGAAGAUUUCUUGCUCGCCCUCCAGUUACAAGAGCAAUAUGACUACGAAAACUCAACUUCAAUUUGGAGUACUGAAGAGGACGACCGGAAUCAGUUCAGCAAGAAACGUAAAGUUGAAGGGUCAGGCGGUAUCGUUCCCUAUUCUGGGUCUUCUCGAGGGCCUGAAAGACCGAUGUCCAUUGUCGACGAGUCUUGGGAGAUGCUUGAUCCGAACCCAGAUGUUCGUGCCAUGUUUUUAGAGUUUAACGAUAUGUUUUUCUGGGGGAAGCUCAGUGGAGUUGAGGUCAAAUGGAGCCCCCGUAUGACUCUGUGUGCUGGUGUAUGUUCCUACGAGGGCAGAGGCGGCUUGUGUUCUAUUCGACUCAGUGAACCUCUGCUCAAACUUCGCCCACGUCGGGAUUUGGUUCAAACACUUCUACACGAGAUGAUACACGCACUGCUGUUUGUGACCCAGAACAAUCGAGACAGGGACGGCCACGGGCCCGAAUUCUGCAAACACAUGAACAGAAUCAACCAAGCUAGCGGCACUAAAAUCACCGUUUACCACUCCUUUCAUGACGAAGUAGAUGUUUAUCGUCAGCACUGGUGGCGAUGUAACGGACCAUGUCAGAACCGUAGGCCGUUUUUCGGUUACGUGAAGCGAGCGAUGAACCGGGCGCCGUCAGCCAGAGACCCGUGGUGGGCUGACCACCAGAGGACGUGUGGAGGCACCUAUACCAAAAUUAAAGAGCCUGAGGGGUACGGGAAGAAGGGGAAAACGGAGGACAAUAAGGAUAAGAACGCUCCCAAAAAGCCCUCAGCCUCCCAGAAGAAUAAACUGCCAAGCACUCCUGCAGCCUCAGGUUCUCAGGACAUAAGGAAUAUCAUUCCAUUCAGUGGUAAAGGAUUUGUGCUCGGAGGGAGUUCACAGACACCAUCAUCUUCCCAGAGUACCUCAGACCCAAAGACCGGACCCCCCCGGCCUCAGUCUUCCCUCCCAGGUCAGGUUUCUCCGAAGGACGUCAGUGUUGAACAGCCUCCAGACAAGAGAACCAGCACCAGUACCCCCAGGGUUUUUGGCAAAAAGUCGGUCAGCAAUACCAAAGCCUUUGUCAAUAUCAAUGGCUCACCCGUAAGAAUCCAAGCCAACAGUCGUUGGUCAAAUCCCUACGGAAAUCCACAGGAUCCUUCGAGAGCAAAACAAAGGUCUGUGCAUGACCUUUUCCAGGCCAAAGGUCAGUCGCCUAUAAAGACAGCAAGUGCCUCAAAUACUUCAGCCUUGACCACUGUGACCAAAACAUCUCCCAUCGCUGGCCAGAGCCAGAGUGCAGCCUCAGGCAGGGGUUCAGGUUUAAUACCCUCAGGGAACCUGUCGUGGAGCACUAAGCUUCCAAACUCACCGACUUCCAGACUUUUAGACUCCCACAGGUCUAGCGCCGCCGGAGAACCCAGACCUGGUUCUGUGAAUCCUCGCCUCUCGAAACCCGUCGGCAGUCCUCAGAAAUCCGGAGCCAGUGUUCCAGGCUCAAGGAAAAGGUCUUGGGAAAGCCGUGGUUCAGCACACAUAUUCGAUUACUUCCAGCGAGCAGUGAGCGAGGCAUCCGCGUCCAACGGGAGGAGGGAGGAGCCUGUCGCCACGCCAACGUCGUCCUCUUCCUCCGUAGAGCGGCAGGCUUCGGGGAGCGCGGCCUCUACGGUUACUGUGACUGUUAGUUGCCCGGUGUGUCAGAGCAGAAUACUGGAGUCAAAAAUCAAUGAGCAUCUGGACUCCUGUCUCACUUAGAUGUGAGGACGACAGUGAUUUUUAAUGCCAUGCACAAGCAAUAUACUGUCUACUCUUACUGUGUAUUUCUUACAGGGA
Molecule: messenger RNA, 1904 nt
Organism: Chanos chanos (milkfish)
Lineage: Eukaryota; Metazoa; Chordata; Actinopteri; Gonorynchiformes; Chanidae
Gene: sprtn
Product: SprT-like N-terminal domain
Exons: 5
Coding region: 57-1826 (589 amino acids)
Biological process (GO): DNA repair
Cellular component (GO): nucleus
Molecular function (GO): single-stranded DNA binding; polyubiquitin modification-dependent protein binding; metalloendopeptidase activity
Source: RefSeq, a predicted model, not a curated record